AGCAUCAAAGGAAGGGUUACAAAGGCACAACAUGGCGAAUCGUAGAGGGCUGUUCUCUUCGGUGUUCAACGAAUGACUGGCUUAUUUCGAUGAAAUCUUGUUUCGAAAGAGAUGAAUUACAUAGCUAAAUCUGUAGUCUCAAACAAGUUAUCCUCCGUGGGAAAGAACUUAGGAUGGGAUGAUAAAGAUGAUCAAGAGGGAGAAGAAGAAGGAAUAUCAGAGAAGGAACUUCGCAAAAUCCAGGAGAAGAACGCAGCGGCGAGAGCUAAACGACAAGACCAACAUGCCAAACGGAACGCUGAGAGAGAGAAGAAACGCGAUGAAAUACGCGCUAAAUAUGGACUGAAAGAGGGCCAAGCAAAGAGCAAUGGCAGCGGCAGUUCCAGCAGCAGCAGAAAAACAAGCCUUGAUGAUAUCGACACCGAAACAACGAAGGAGAAACAAUGCCUCGUGAUGUAAAGUUGAACAGUUGAGCAAAAUGUAUUUUUGAAUUUGUGACGCAGUUGUGGUAAAUGCAUUUAUCUACGCCCGAAAAUUGAAUUCUGUUCUUUUUUUUCACUCCAAAAUAAGAAGGUGAAAUGAAACAAGUAUCGUUCAACUAUUAUAAAUUAAUUCGGGAACUGUAUUCUAUUUUUGUGUGAAAUAUAGUAUCCACGGUCCUCAGCCUU
This is a messenger RNA of Pocillopora damicornis (cauliflower coral), 668 nucleotides long. RefSeq lists its product as uncharacterized. The record is from RefSeq and is a predicted model, not a curated record. Gene Ontology annotation, molecular function: syntaxin binding. Gene Ontology annotation, cellular component: SNARE complex. Gene Ontology annotation, biological process: neurotransmitter transport. Lineage: Eukaryota; Metazoa; Cnidaria; Anthozoa; Scleractinia; Pocilloporidae.